AUGUCAUCGCCAACUCAAGUUAAUGAUGAGUAUUCAAAUCUCUAUGAAUAUUAUGGAGAAGAAUUAGAAGGAUAUAGAUUUUUUGAAAAUGGUACCCAAGACUAUAAUGGUGAACCAGAAAGGGUAGAAUAUUAUUAUUCUCAAGGUGAACGUGUUUAUAUUGUCCCAUUUUAUCUUGGUUUAGGAUUUCAACAACCAGAAGUUAUUGAAAUUAGUCCAUCAUCAAGUCCAAUUUUAAAGAGUGAAACUGAGAUGGAUAACGAGCCUGAAGUUAUUGAUCUCACAACUCCUGAAGCUAUUGUGAUUGAUGAUGAUGAAUCAGAACCUCAAGUGGAUGCAACAACUAAUAUUGAAGUUGAAUCAAACGAAUCUUUUAAAAGAAGAUUAGGAAAACAAGAUGAACCAAUUGAUGUAACUGAUGGAAACUCUAGUGAUGAUUCAGCUUCAACAUAUUUAGCUUCUGAAUAUAAAGGUGAUCUUAGUGAAUAUUUCAAGUUCAAAAAAUCUAAGAAAAAUCCAACUGAUGUUCCAAAUUCUUAUCCAAUUGCUCCUGUUUCAAUCCAUAGCAGUGUAUUACCAACUGAUAAUUCCGGUUAUAAAAAUAACAAAUCGAUUAAAGAAUGGUUGGAAAAUGUUCCAAAUGUUGGAAAUAAUAAUCAAUUGGAGUUGAAUCCAAAUUUCAUCUUUGAAGAUACUCAGGCACAUUUCCAAGAUCAUUCAUCAAUUGAUAGUUCAUCAACUUUCAACCAAUCUAUUAACUCAUUGGAUGAAGUUUUAUUAGACCAGCAAUAUGAGUAUAAUGAUGAAUAUGGAAGUGGAACUGAAAGUAUUGAAAAGACAAUUUUGGAAGAUGAAACAUUAUCUGUCAUUGAUUUUGGAGCUAUUGAUGAACUUCAAGAUCGUCUCAAAAGUCAUAACCCUUAUAAAGGUUACACUAUUGAUCUUGAAAGACCAUUGGAAGAAGAUGAUGAUGAUGCUAGCUCUGUUGGAUCAAGCAAUUAUCAUUCAUGUCCUGAAUUCUCAACUGGUGAAGCUUUGUAA
Hansenula anomala is the source of this 1041-nucleotide messenger RNA. RefSeq lists its product as uncharacterized. The transcript has a single exon. Lineage: Eukaryota; Fungi; Ascomycota; Saccharomycetes; Phaffomycetales; Wickerhamomycetaceae. Bases 1 to 1041 code for a protein of 346 amino acids. The record is from RefSeq and is a predicted model, not a curated record.